This is a messenger RNA of Diabrotica balteata, 9055 nucleotides long. The record is from the annotation of a GenBank genome assembly. Lineage: Eukaryota; Metazoa; Arthropoda; Insecta; Coleoptera; Chrysomelidae.
UUAUGCUGACAGCAAGUAAAAGGUUAUCGAAAAACUUCGAAGCUUUCAAUUAAGUAUUCAAGAAAAUAUUAAUAAUUUUUAGAAAAAUAUCAAAUUUCAGGAUGUAAUAAACUACCUUGUACUAGUGGCUCCACUUUUUCUUGAUUGGAGAAUACAUUAGUCAAGACUGUUUAUAACAGCAACAAAUAUGGCAAGCCCUUCGCCUCAAAACAGUCCAAUGCCUCCUCCACAGGCACCCAGUCCAAUGGGACCUCCUCCUUCGCAGAGUCCAGCACCCCCUUCUCCAGUAUCUCAGCCUCAGUAUCAAGGUGGUCCUCCACCACCCUCUUCAUACCCCAGUCAAUAUCCUGGACAUCCUCAAAUGCCACCAAAUUCUGAGCAGCAUCCACCUAUGCAUGGUCCACCACAUCAUCAGUAUCCACAAGGUUAUCCACAACAGGGACCUCCACAAUCUCAAAACCAUCCUGGGCAUCCUUCUCCUCAGGGACACUCAGUGAGUCAAAGUCAUACACCUCCACAAGGUCAUGGACCACCUCAGGGACAUGCGCCUUCACAAGGGCAUGUUCCCCCACAGGGACAUAUACCACCUCAAGGACAUGUUCCACCACAAGGCCAUAUACCUCCACAAGGCCAUGUACCCCCACAAAGUCAUGUACCUCCACAAGGCCAUGUGCCCCCACAAGGACAUGUACCCCCACAAGGACAUGUGCCUCCACAGGGUCAUGUUCCUCCACAAGGUCAUCUUCCCCCACAGGGCCAUAUUCCACCACAAAGUCAUGGUCCAACACAGGGUCACCUACCUCCUCAGGGACAUGUUCCACCACAAGGACAUUUACCUCCUCAAGGGCAUGUACCUCCACAAGGACAUGCACCACCACAGGGACAUCCUGGUGUUCCUACUGCUCAUCAGAGCCAUCCUCAAGGACAUUCACAACCACCAGGGCAUCCUGGACCUGGACAUUUACCACCUGGUAGUGGAAUGCAUCCAGGGCAUUAUCCAAGUGCCCAUAGCAUGCCACAGGGUCCCCCUGGACAGCCAGGUCAGCAACAUCAAGGCCGUGCUGCUGAUAAUUUACAUGCCUUACAAAAAGCAAUAGAUACAAUGGAAGAAAAAGGCAUGCAAGAAGAUCAGAGGUAUUCACAGUUACUAGCGUUACGUGCUAGAUCCAGUGGUCAACCAUCUAACGGAGCUCUAACACCGCUGCAAAUGAAUCAGCUUAAAAAUCAAAUUAUGGCAUAUAGGUGCCUGGCAAGGAAUCAACCAAUUCCUCCUUCAAUAAUGUUGGGGCUACAAGGAAAGAGACCUGAUGGUUCACCACAGUUUCCUACUCCUCCGUCAAGUCCGUUUCAACCACAAGGAGCUGGUGCUCCUCCUGUUGGGGAACAACCACCAGCUAAUGCGGAAAAUGUAGCAGAACCAGCAGCGCCGGUAGGGCCACAAGGUGCGCAAGGACCUCCUAACCAACAGAGAACCCAAUCUAACCAGUUAGUUCCUAAUAAGCAAACUCGUUUUACCACCAUGCCUAAACCAGCUGGACUCGAUCCGUUAGUUCUUCUUCAAGAGAGGGAAACUAGGGUGGCAGCUAGAAUCGCUGCUAGAAUAGAACAGUGUAGUAACUUACCUACCAAUCUUUCAGAUAAAGUCCGCAUGCAAGCACAGAUAGAACUGAGAGCUUUGAGGUGCCUCAAUUUCCAAAGGCAACUAAGAAGUGAAAUUUUGAACUGUAUUAGGAGAGAUAUAACGCUUGAAUCUGCUGUAAAUUUUAAAGCAUAUAAGAGAACAAAACGACAGGGCCUAAGAGAAUCGAGAGCUACAGAGAAGUUAGAAAAACAACAGAAGUUGGAAGCAGAAAGAAAGAGAAGACAGAAGAACCAAGAAUUUUUGAAUGCUGUAUUGAAUAAUGGAAAAGAAUUCAAGGAAUUCCACAAGCAAAAUCAAGCCAAAUUAGCUAAGAUUAAUAAAGCUGUUAUUAACUAUCAUGCUAAUGCUGAAAGAGAGCAAAAGAAAGAAGCAGAAAGGAGGGAGAAAGAACGUAUGAUAAGAUUGAUGGCAGAAGAUGAAGAAGGUUAUAGAAAGCUCAUUGAUCAGAAGAAGGACAAACGUUUGGCGUUUUUGCUUUCCCAAACAGAUGAGUAUAUAACUAACCUCACAGAGAUGGUAAAACAACACAAGUUGGAACAAACCAAUAAAAAGAGAGAGGAGGAAAAACGCAAGAAGAAGCAGCAGAAAAUGCAACAACCAGAUAGAAAAGUUACAGUUCUGGAAACUGCGACAGGUAAAAAAGUGACAGGAGAGGCUGCCCCUACACUGAGACAAGUUCAAGAAUGGCUAAUCCAACAUCCUGGAUGGGAGAUGGUCGAUACAGAUGAUGAAGAUGAUCUGGAAAACGGUGAUAAGAGGGAUGAUGAUAACUAUGAUGAAAAUCAGGAAGUAGAUGCAAAAGCAGUGAUUAAAAAAGCUAAAGUUGAAGAUGACGAAUACCACAAAAACACUAAAGAAGAACAGACUUACUACAGUAUUGCUCACACUGUUCAUGAAGUGGUAACAGAACAAGCAUCCAUUCUGGUUAAUGGAAAGCUUAAGGAAUAUCAAAUUAGGGGCUUAGAAUGGAUGGUGUCGCUGUACAACAACAAUCUGAAUGGUAUUCUAGCAGAUGAGAUGGGUCUAGGUAAAACCAUCCAAACGAUUGGCUUAUUGACGUAUUUGAUGGAAAAAAAGAAGUUAAAUGGACCAUUUUUGAUCAUAGUGCCACUUUCAACCAUAUCUAAUUGGAUGUUGGAAUUUCAAAAAUGGGCUCCUACUGUAAUUGUUAUAUCGUACAAAGGCUCCCCUGUAGUCCGAAAAGUGAUCCAGAGCCAGUUAAAAGCUGCUAAAUUCAACGUACUUCUUACUACCUACGAGUAUAUUAUUAAGGACAAGAGUGUAUUGGCAAAAAUUCCAUUCAAAUACAUGAUCAUCGAUGAGGGUCAUCGUAUGAAAAACCAUCACUGCAAAUUGACUCAAGUCCUGAAUACCCACUAUUUGGCACCCUAUAGACUUCUGCUUACUGGUACUCCCCUACAAAAUAAAUUGCCAGAAUUGUGGGCCUUGUUGAAUUUCUUGUUGCCUUCGAUUUUCAAAAGUUGCUCCACUUUUGAACAAUGGUUCAAUGCGCCAUUUGCAACUACCGGUGAAAAGGUUGAGUUAAACGAAGAAGAAACUAUCCUUAUCAUCCGUCGUCUUCACAAAGUCCUCAGGCCGUUCCUCCUGAGACGUCUCAAGAAAGAAGUAGAAUCCCAGCUUCCAGACAAAGUGGAAUAUAUCAUAAAAUGUGAUAUGUCUGGCCUACAGAAGGUUCUCUAUCAACACAUGCAAAGCAAAGGUGUGUUACUUACCGAUGGUUCCGAGAAAGGCAGUAAAGGCAGGGGAUCUAAGGCGCUUAUGAACACAAUUAUGCAGCUGAGGAAACUGUGCAAUCAUCCGUUUAUGUUCCAAAACAUCGAAGAGAAAUAUUGUGAUCAUGUUGGUAUUGCUGGUGGAGUAGUUUCUGGACCAGACACUUAUAGGGUAUCUGGUAAGUUUGAGCUCUUGGACAGAAUAUUGCCCAAAAUGAAAGCAACUAACCAUAGGAUACUUCUUUUCUGUCAAAUGACCCAAUUAAUGACCAUCAUGGAAGAUUAUCUAAAUUGGAGAGGAUUCAAAUAUCUUCGUCUUGAUGGUACAAUUAAAUCAGAAGAUCGCGGGGAUCUAUUAUCGAAAUUUAAUGAUAAAAAUAGUGAAUAUUUUUUGUUUUUGCUAUCUACAAGAGCUGGGGGUCUGGGACUUAAUUUGCAGACAGCUGAUACUGUGAUUAUCUUUGAUUCCGACUGGAAUCCACAUCAGGAUUUGCAAGCUCAGGAUCGAGCUCAUCGUAUUGGACAACAAAAUGAAGUCCGAGUUUUGCGUUUGAUGACUGUUAACUCUGUGGAGGAACGAAUUUUAGCUGCAGCUAAAUACAAGCUUACUAUGGACGAAAAAGUCAUUCAAGCUGGUAUGUUCGAUCAGAAAUCUACGGGAUCUGAAAGGCAGCAGUUUCUUCAGAGUAUUUUACACAAUGACGGUAGUGAUGAAGAAGAGGAAAAUGAAGUGCCUGAUGACGAAACGGUCAACCAAAUGAUAGCUAGGACUGAGGAUGAGUUUCAGCUUUUCCAAAAAAUGGAUACGGAAAGAAAAGAGGAGGAAGAAAAACUCGGUCAGCACAAAAAGUCGCGAUUGAUUCAAGAAAGUGAACUGCCCGAUUGGCUGACAAAACCAGACGAAGAUGACGGCUGGGGUGAUGAUUAUACUGAAGCGCUAUUGGGUAGAGGAACCAGGCAGCGAAAGGAAGUUGAUUAUGCUGAUAGUUUAACAGAAAAGGAAUGGUUAAAGGCUAUCGACGAAGAUGGAGACUACGAUGAGGAAGAAGAAGAAGAAAAGGUGCAGAAAAAGAGGGGUAGGAAGAGAAGAAAGCGCGACGAUUCUGACGACGACACUAGCAGCUCUACAAGAAGGCGUAAGCUACCACAAAGUCAAGUAGAAGCUAGGCUAAAGAGAAAAAUGAGAAAGUUGAUGAACAUAGUUACAAAUUAUAAAGACAGGGAUGGACGGCAGCUUAGCGAUCAGUUCAUUAAGUUGCCUCCAAGAAAAGAGUAUCCAGACUAUUAUACUAUUAUUAAGAAGCCUAUAGAUAUUAGCAAGAUAUUAAAUUAUAUAGAUGAUGGAAAGUAUUCUGACUUCUCCGAUCUGGAACGAGACUUCAUGCUGCUUUGCCAGAAUGCUCAAAUCUAUAACGAAGAAGCGUCUUUGAUUCACGAAGAUAGCAUCGUACUGCAGUCGGUCUUUUCGAGUGCCAAGCAGAAGAUCGAAGCUUCUCCGGAUUCGGACGAUGAGAAAGACGACAAUAAUUCUGAUGUAGAAACUCCUAAGAAUAAAAAUAAACCGGGUAAAGGAAAGAGACGACCCGGCAGGCCGAGGAGGUCGGCGAAAAAAUAUAUUUCCGACGACGAUGACGAUGACUGAAGAGUUUAGGUGUAGGAGAAAUGAGAAUGAAAUUCUUAUUGCAAAAGUUGUACAUAGAAAGGUGAUGUUAUUCUUUACCAAAACUAGCAAAUGUUUGAGAUAAAGAGAAACUGGAACUUUUCUCUUUGGUUUUAGAUAGUACUAUAGAUAGGUUUUGAUAGGGAAUAACAGGUUCAGAUUCGUCCCAGCUUAGAUUUCAUCAUAUGAAUGAUAAUAGAGUACUUAAGUAUAAUAAAUCACGAUUUUUUAAAUUAUAAAUUGCACUUAGUGACAAAAAAUAACAGCUUAUAAAUAAAUUAACAUAGCGAGAAUGAUCCUAUUGAAAAUGCCUGUCUAAUUCUAGUCCGAGAAGUGUUACAAGGUGAAAAGGAGUUGUGAAAAAUGCAUGAAGUGUGUUUUCUAUAUGAGGCGCUCCGUGGACAAACGGCGAAUACGCCAAAUGGGCAUUUUGAGAAAAACGCGAUUAAAGUUGAAAAAGUGUUUUUAAUUCAAUAAGGGCGAAUAUACACGUCAUCAAAAUUUUGUAAUGCGGUUAGGUAAAAACUAUUUUUUUUUAUAAAAAGUUUUGCUUGUUAAGCAAAUAAGAUCACCCCAUCUAAACCAAAAUUAUAAUUCAGGAUAUUGAAAAAAGUUUUAUUCAAAGGAUAUGAUAUGAAAAACAUUUUUUAAUUAAAAAUUGUUCUGUUUAAGAUAAAUCAAAAACCAAAAAAACACAAACAAUAAAUUAUUAAUUCAAGCAAAAAUCUAUAACAUCAUCCUGACUUUCUCCAGUUAGCGUUGCCAAAUUGGUUUGUGAUUCUUGGAGAGAGAUCAGCUCAUCAAAGAAACUCCUAUGAUGAAGCGGUAUGUAUGGAAGAAGUGACUUGAUGUCUUUUAUUUUUUCCUCUGAAAGUUUUAUAGGCUGUUGGUAUUUAGGAGACAAAACUGCGGCAGAGAAAUCAAACAAAUGGCGUUGAUAUUCUUCUACUUUUCCUUUCUACAAAACAACUUGUUCGGACAAAACAUUUUGGUACGUUGGUUGUAUGGAAAACCCUUGUUUGAACAACUUGGAGUAAAGAAAUACUUUACCAUCUUUAAAACUAGCAGUUGAUUUUCUUUUUGUAAUUAACUUCUGAAGAGCAGUGAAAUCAAAAAACAUUGAUGAUGUCAUUUUUACUACUUUGAAUGGUCUGACCUUCCUUGAUGAACGAAUUAAGUCAAUAUAGUGGUCUUCAGAAUAAACAUCAAUAUUUCGAAGCCUUAACUCAAUGUGACCAAAAUCCCUGUCACAACUUAAAUAUGAAUGUCCAGGAAUCAUAAAGUAAUGUUCUAUGAAAUCAAAUUUUAAUUCAUGAAUUUUUUUCAAACAAGCUAAAACAAUGUUCAUAUUUUUGUUCUGGCCGCCACAAUUGUCACUAAAUAGCACAACUUUUUUGACUUGAUGAUCCAUAGAAUCAAAGUAAUGGGACAAGCAGCUUGCUAUUUCACAUGAACCACGACCUCCAGUACUUUCAUUCCACAUGUACAUAACACAUUUUCCAGAUUUAACAUCAUGGACUGCAAAAUUGUAGGUCCAAAGCUUCCUUUUGUAAUACUGUACAGAUGUCGUCAGUUUAGGGGUAGGGAGAGUUUGCUGCAGAUCUAUACAAAUUGCUGAAACUGAGUCUUCAUUAUUACUUUUAUAACUUUUAAGUAUUUUUUGAACUGCUUUGGCUCGUCUUAAAUGAAGUUCCUUGGCAACUUGUAAUUGGUUACGUUGUAAAUCAUCACAAUUUGAAAGUUCCAUAUCUGUUUUGUCACAAAAAUUACAAGUAUCCGACUUAGGAGGGUUGAAACCAAUAAAGGUACUUUCGGUAAGGGCUUUUUGCUCUGCUGUAAUGGCUUGAACAUUUGGGUAAACUAUUUACAUUUAACAUUACAGUUUCUUUCAUUUCUACACUUACUUUGUUAACUGGAUUUUCUUUCAUUUCUACACUUACUUUGUUAACUGGAUUUUUAUUUCCUCUUCUGUCCAAUUCUACAGUGCCACUUGUGGAUACUUUAUUCAAAACAGUUCGAACCCUCUUUUCAGUGACACCAUGAAUCGUAUAGAAUGCUUUUCUGCAGACUUUAAAUUCAUUGCUUUCAAAAAGUACACUGUACUCAAUACUACGUAACUUUCGACUAGGUCGAUUUUUAAUGCGACAACGGUUGACAGAAACAGAUUUCACUCUUUUAGAUAAGUAAGUGUUUUGUAGGUUAUACUUUUGUAGGUAUUUUGUCCGCUUAGGCACAAGUUUUCUGUUUUUAAUGGUGCUGUAUUCUUCACCUGAGUUUCUUUUAACUUUAUUCACAUUCUUUUGCCACGUGUCUUCAGUUUUCGACCUUUUUCUAGUGUAGUCUUUGUUUUGGUCUUCUGUAAACUCGCUUUCUGACAUUGUAGCAGUAAAAUUUUAACGUUAUUAGUAAAGUAACUCAAACUAUUCAAACUAAUCAAAAUAAAAACUACUUGUUUUGACAAGCAAAACGACACUGUAGCUUAAAACGGUAAAAAUAAGACGGAAAUCACGGAAAUUUUAUUCAGAAAUUUGGCAAGACAGAAGUGGGAGGGCUAGCUGUGUACCGACGUAGCGGUGGCGUAUUCGCCGUUGUUCCACGGAACAUUUACCAUACUUUUUAAGAUUCAUACAGUUUGCUUCCGUUAAGUCAACCUAUUAUAGUUCUGAAUAGAAAGGACGAAUAAACCAUGUUAUGGUGGUACAUUGUUCGAAUAAUGAUCAGGCUAUCCAUUGCAUAAAAAAAACUGUAACUGGCGUAUUCGUCCUUUUUCCUCGGAGCGCCUCAUAUAUUCACUACCUACAUCCUUAAGAAUAACGGAUACAGCAAUCAAUUUUUAUGGUGAGGUUCGCAAAAAACCCGAGUGAGUCCCGAUUUACCGAACUUUUCCGACUGGCAAACGAUCGGAAGCUCGGCAUUAACUGACGUUACGAGGUGCUCGUCACUACUGUUAGAUUAUCUGUUAUUCAAACAGAAUUGUAGAUUUGUCACUUAGAUUUAUUUAACCCAGUGAUCGGCAAAACUUUUAAGUAGUAGGCUUAAGCCACAUUAUGAAAAAUUGAAACUAAUAUGGGUCAUAUCAAAUAGUUUUCAUAUUAUCUGAUCCAACGCUCAUUUGAAUAAAUAGGUACUAAGCACGAAUUCUUUAUACAAUACUCUCCCCCAGAGCGGUCCUUGCACUAGUUGUUAUCCAUCAUAUAUAUCUCCCACAAUUUUCGCAUAUUCAUCGGGAACUAAUUUUUUAUCGGCCCUCACCACAGAAAUUCUCGGUGAAACGUGUCGAAUACCUACAUGUCGAACAUCAUAAGGCGUUUACAUAUUUUGCUUAUCUGUCUUACAUAUAUUUAAACUAAUUUUCAUUGACUAAAAGCCAUUGAGAAUUUUUGCAUUCCAUUUUCAUUAAAAUACAGAAUAAAUAGCUGUAUUUUGUAGCAAAUAAAACGCUUCUAUUUGAUAAUAUUCAAAUAAACGAUUGGUCAUAUCAUUUUGUUUCAGACAAUGAUCAAGAGAGCUUUAAUAAUCGUUGCGCAUAAUCCCAAUGCGGAACCCUAUUAAAAUAUGCGUAUGAGUUAAAUACGAGGCUAUUGACUAUAUUUAUAAUAUUAAUCUAGCGAGAGAAAGAAAUCGCACGAUUUUUGUUAUUACACAACAUAAUCUCCUUUUCGCUUAGUAUACUUGAUAGGAAGUUUGAAAAUAGUAAAUAUUCACACGGGGCUAAAUCUGGCGAGUGUGGGUAGUUGAUUAUUUUGUAUCAUCGAUCCAUGCCUUAAUUCUGUGAAAUUAAUUAGGACGAAUCAGGAACCAAAAUGCAACCUAAUAGAAUAUCGCGCCAGGGUGUCAUAAGGAUCCGCUUAUUGUAUAUUUUACAAAGUUUUAUUUCAGAUUUUUAUGUGGCUUAAUCAAUCAUAUACAUUUAUACCAACAGAACCUCUUAGAUUUACAUAUAUAAUGUGCUCUUAUCAUUUAUACUUAUCUUUGGUAUUAUAUACAGGGAAUAGUAUUUUGUAAUUAGAAUCUAGAAAU